Aspergillus caelatus is the source of this 2186-nucleotide messenger RNA. Its product is annotated as xylulokinase. Gene Ontology annotation, molecular function: D-xylulokinase activity. Gene Ontology annotation, cellular component: cytosol. NCBI's taxonomy places the organism in Eukaryota, Fungi, Ascomycota, Eurotiomycetes, Eurotiales, Aspergillaceae. The coding region runs from base 354 to 2072 and encodes 572 amino acids. The record is from RefSeq and is a predicted model, not a curated record. Gene Ontology annotation, biological process: xylulose metabolic process; D-xylose metabolic process. The transcript has 2 exons.
GAUAAAUUGCGGGUUGAAUUGGAAUGUUCGCAAUAGGAGAUACGAUAGAAGAUGGACGAAAGAAAAGACUGAUCCCAUUCAAUGACCCAAUUUUUAUGCUUGCCAGUGGGACCCUUACUAUUUAACAUCGUUCUCUCUUUCUUUAUCCUCGUUGCUCCCCGUCAUUAUUCAACUUUUCUCUCUCUAUUCUUUGUCUCCCAUCGGUGUGACUACUGAUCGACGUCAUCUCCCACCGCAUAUUCACCGUCUAUCGUUCACAAACUUUCACACACACUUGAACUGAAGUUAAUGAAUUAAAUACCUCCAUUGCGCCAUAGCGACAUAGAAAAGAUAACUUGACAAUCACUGCCACAAUGCAAGGCCCAUUGUACAUCGGUUUCGACCUUUCUACCCAACAGCUCAAAGCUCUAGUCGUCAAUUCCGACUUGAAAGUCGUCUACGUCUCCAAAUUCGAUUUCGAUGCGGACUCCCGCGGCUUUCCCAUUAAAAAGGGUGUCAUUACCAAUGAAGCUGAGCAUGAGGUCUAUGCCCCUGUGGCAUUGUGGUUGCAGGCCCUGGAUGGCGUCCUCGAGGGUCUGAAGAAGCAAGGUUUGGAUUUCGCCCGGGUGAAGGGCAUCAGUGGUGCUGGACAACAGCAUGGCAGUGUAUACUGGGCAGAGGAUGCGGAGCGUCUUCUCAAAGAAUUGGACUCUGGCAAGUCUCUGGAGGACCAAUUGAGCGGGGCUUUCUCCCAUCCCUAUAGUCCCAACUGGCAGGAUUCCAGUACGCAGAAGGAGUGUGAUGAGUUUGAUGCCUUCCUGGGCGGCGCGGACAAGCUGGCAUAUGCUACAGGAAGCAAGGCACACCAUAGAUUUACUGGCCCCCAGAUCCUCCGCUUCCAGAGAAAACACCCAGAAGUAUACAAAAAGACCUCUCGAAUCUCGCUCGUCUCCUCCUUCCUCGCAUCCCUUUUCCUGGGCCACAUCGCCCCUUUUGACAUCUCCGACGUCUGCGGCAUGAACCUUUGGAACAUCAAGCAAGGCGCCUACGACGAGAAGCUCCUGCAACUCUGUGCCGGGCCCUCCGGCGUGGAAGACCUCAAGCGCAAGCUCGGUGCCGUCCCCGAAGACGGCGGCAUCAACCUAGGCCAAAUCGACCGCUACUACAUAGAACGCUACGGCUUCAGCCCAGACUGCACAAUCAUCCCCGCAACAGGUGACAACCCAGCAACCAUCCUGGCUCUGCCACUGCGUCCCUCCGACGCAAUGGUCUCCCUGGGCACCUCCACCACCUUCCUCAUGUCCACUCCCAACUACAUGCCCGACCCAGCCACACAUUUCUUUAACCACCCUACCACAGCGGGCCUGUACAUGUUCAUGCUCUGCUACAAGAACGGCGGCCUGGCCCGCGAACAGAUCCGCGAUGCCAUCAACGAUAAACUAGGAAUGGCCGGGGACAAAGACCCAUGGGCUAACUUCGACAAGACCACACUGGAAACGGCGCCCAUGGGCCAGAAGAAGGAUUCUGAUCCAAUGAAGAUGGGCCUCUUUUUCCCUCGGCCGGAGAUCGUCCCGAAUCUGCGAGCUGGACAGUGGCGGUUUGAUUAUAAUCCUGCUGAUGGUAAUCUGCAUGAGACGAAUGGUGGGUGGAACAAGCCUGUCGAUGAGGCUCGUGCUAUCGUCGAGAGCCAGUUCCUUUCCCUUCGCUUGCGCUCUCGCGGUCUUACCACUAGUCCUGGACAGGGUAUGCCAGCUCAGCCACGACGGGUGUAUCUUGUCGGUGGUGGGUCGAAGAAUAAGGCGAUUGCCAAGGUAGCGGGUGAGAUCCUCGGUGGAAGUGACGGUGUAUAUAAGCUAGAGAUUGGCGAUAAUGCCUGUGCGCUGGGAGCGGCCUACAAGGCUGUCUGGGCUUUGGAGAGGAAGAAUGGACAGACGUUUGAGGAUCUCAUUGGACAGAGGUGGAGGGAAGAAGAUUUCAUCGAGAAGAUUGCAGAUGGAUAUCAGAAGGGCGUAUUCGAGAGGUACGGGGCUGCCGUUGACGGUUUCGAGAAGAUGGAAUUACAGGUUCUGAAACAGGAGGGUGAGGCGCGGUGAUGUCUCUCUUUCCUCUUCCUUUAUAGAAAAAGCGUCUUAUGGAUCUCUUCAUGAAAAUAUUGCCUUUAAUGACUCUGCAAUCUUGGAUGGUUUGCAUUGGUUUCCUUUUUUUUU